AUGGCAUCUCGCUACCUCAAGAGGGGUUCAUUUGCUGAGACUAUAACUACUUCAAACCAAACCGAUGUCAGCUCGAUUGUGAAAGGUGUCAUUGAUGAUAUCUUAAAUGUAAGAAAGUUUGCACAAGCGCAGAGAGACUCAAUUCGUGAUUUCGAGCUGGAAACUCAACCAGUAGGAGUUUUCCGAGGCCAAAAGGAUAUUCCAAUCUCAUUUGCAGGAGCAUACAUUCCAGGCGGUCGUUACCCUCUGCUGGCUUCAGCGCACAUAACCAUCCUCACUGCGAAGGUUGCUAGAGUGCAACAUGUGAUUAGCUGUACGCCUCCGAUUGCUGGCAAGAUACCCAAUGCUAUCGUUGCAGCAAUGCAUUUGGCUGGCGCCGAUGAGGUUUUCAUUCUUGGAAGUGUUCAAGCCGUUGCAGCGAUGGCUAUUCGAACCGAAACCAUUUGGAAGGUUGACUUCAUUGCCGGACCUGAAAAUGCAUUUGUCGCUGAGGGAAAGCGUCAGUUGUUUGGGGAUAUUGGGAUUGACCUUUUCGCAGGCUCUACUGAAGUUCUCGUCGUUGCAGACGAGACAGCCGAUCCCUUCACCGUGGCAACUGAUAUCCUUUCCCAAGCGGAGCAUGGUCCAGACACGCCCGCAGUCAUCAUCACCACAUCAGAUGAUGUCGGAAGAAAGUCCAUGGAGAUAAUAGAUCAGCUUCUUGAAGAUUUGCCCACUGCAGCACUGGCUGGAACAUCUUGGAAAGCGUUUGGCGAGGUGGUGGUGGUCGAUAGUCUGGAUGAGGCUUGGAAGUUGGUCGAUGAAUACGCCAGCGAGCAUGGUGCCCUCUUCUUGGGCGAAAACACCUGUGUUUCCUAUGGUGACAAGGUCAUUGGCACAAAUCAUAUUUUCCCCACGAGGAAGGCGGCAAGGUAUACGGGAGGUCUUUGGGUAGGUAAAUUUUUAAGGACAGUUACCUAUCAAGAAGUCACGGAUACCAAAGCGAGUGGGGAGUUGGGCCCUCUGUGUAGCAGAGCCGCUCGAGCAGAAAAAUUCAAGGGUCAUGCACGUUCUGGUGAUUUGCGAGCACAUAAGCACCUCGCACACGAGUAUCCUUGGAUAAAAGGAGCUCAGCCGGCCUUGGGCACUAUUGCGGCCAGGACGCGAACAGGAACCAGAAUGUAUGAUUUUGAAUUUGAUGUUGAGAUUCAGAAGACGGCGCAUACUGCAUUUGCAACGUCGAUAAGACUUUGA
Molecule: messenger RNA, 1233 nt
Organism: Bipolaris maydis ATCC 48331
Lineage: Eukaryota; Fungi; Ascomycota; Dothideomycetes; Pleosporales; Pleosporaceae
Source: RefSeq, a predicted model, not a curated record